GAGAAGACGAAGAAGAAGGACCUGAGAUUGUCUCACGCUUCUUUCCAGGUUCAUAGUCAGCUGGGCCGAAGAUGAAGCAAGAUUCCUCUCGAAAUGCUGCUUACACCGUGGAUUGUGAGGAUUAUGUUCAUGUGGUGGAAUUUAAUCCCUUUGAAUGUGGUGAUGCAGGAACUUUAAUUGCAUAUGGCGGCAAUAAUUAUGUUGUCGUUGGCACUUGUACAUUUCAGGAGGAGGAAGCAGAAGUGGACGGGAUUCAGUAUAAAACACUAAGAACCUUUCACCAUGGACAGAGAGUUGAUGCUAUUGCUUGGAGCCCAGAGACCAGGCUUGAUACUUUGCCUCCAAUAAUCAGAUUUUGUACUGCGGCUGCCGAUAAGAAGUUGAGACUAUUUACUUCAGAUCUUCAGGAUAAAAAUGAAUAUAAGAUUUUAGCUGGUCAUUCAGAUUAUAUAAAUGAUUUGGUAUUUGCCCCCAAAGAAGGUCAAGAAAUUGCGAGCGUGAGUGAUGAUCAUACAUGCAGAGUCUGGGACUUAGAAGGGAAUCAGAAAGCUUAUUUUGUUCUACGUUCCCCUGGAAGGAGUGUCUGUUGGCAUCCUGAGGAAGCUUGUAAGUUGAUGGUUGCAGAGAAGAAUGGAACAAUCAGGUUCUAUGAUCUCAUUACCCAGCAGGCUAUCCUGUCUCUUGAAUCUGAACAGAUGCCAUUAAUGUCAGCACAUUGGUGUUUAAGAAACACCUUCAAAGUUGGCGCUGUUGCAGGAAAUGAUUGGUUAAUCUGGGAUAUUACUCGGUCCAGUUAUCCUCAGGACAAGAGACCUGUCCAUAUGGAUAGAGCCCACCUAUUCAGGUGGUCUUCCACUAACGAAAACCUGUUUGCAACCACUGGUUACCCUGGUAAAAUGACUACUCAGCUGCUAAUUCAUCAUCUGGGGCACCCUCAGCCUAUCCUCAUUGGUUCUGCAGCUGUGGGAUCUGGUCUGUCCUGGCACAGGACUCUCCCUCUUUGUGCAAUGGGAGGUGACCACAAACUAUUGUUUUGGGUGACUGAGAUGUAAAACAAAUAUGAGAUGUAAAACAAAUAUCUUCCUCAUACACUAAGUUCUCAAACUACAUUUUUAAUAAAUAUUUUGGUCAAAA
Messenger RNA from Gracilinanus agilis (Agile Gracile Mouse Opossum), 1134 nucleotides. RefSeq names its product nucleoporin 37 (gene NUP37). The coding region runs from base 72 to 1052 and encodes 326 amino acids. Gene Ontology annotation, molecular function: protein binding. The record is from RefSeq and is a predicted model, not a curated record. The transcript has 10 exons. Gene Ontology annotation, cellular component: nuclear pore outer ring. Lineage: Eukaryota; Metazoa; Chordata; Mammalia; Didelphimorphia; Didelphidae.